This is a messenger RNA of Pelagomonas calceolata, 1038 nucleotides long. Lineage: Eukaryota; Pelagophyceae; Pelagomonadales; Pelagomonadaceae. The record is from the annotation of a GenBank genome assembly.
GCAAAAAUCUGUGAGAGCAAAAACAGGCUCUGUGGUCUGUUUCGCGUGCGCAGGCGCGCUUUGAUACUUCAGCCUUACGGAGACUGUUGCUGCCGUAUUUGUCUCGCUGCCCACAACUUCCCCGGCUCCAAUCGGUGCGGUACUCGCGACAAUAAGCCAAUGGCACGGCUGCUCCUCACAUGGCUCGCCUGUCACGCGACCGCCCUGGUCCCACCGACAAAGCACAAACAGCGCCUGACCGUCGCGCACAACGUCGCCUCGGCGAAGCCGAACGCCAGGAACGCAAAAUAUGUGGACCAGCUCUUAGACGUGGCGGCGGGAACCGAUCGGGGCGUCAGGGCCAAGGAGGGCACGCGCAACAUCAUCGACGGGCUGAUCGCGCGGCUUGAGCGCUCGUACAAGGGCACGGACGCGUCCGAGACGCCCGAGUGGCUGUAUAGGGACAGCGAGGUCGUCUACGUCGGCCAGCGGUCGAGCAAGCGCGCGAAUGCCGCGGGCGGAAGAUUUCGGGGCCGCGUCGGGCGGCUGCUCUUCCGGACGACGGCAUUGUACCAGCACAUCCAGCGGGACGGCGAAAGUCUAAGAGCGGUCAACGCGAACCGCUUCCGCUUCCUCGGCUUGCUGCCGGGCUGCGCCGUGCUCCGGGGCUCCGCCGAGAAGGAGAAUGACUUGGAAGCGCUCUCGGCGAAGUUCGACCGGAAACUCUCCGAGAACACGCUCCGCGCGUCGUUCGAGCGGCCGAAAAUCGCCUUCGGGCCUCUGGUCUGUGAGGCCGGGCCCGCGUCGGUGGUGCGCCUCGACACGACGUACCUCGACGACCGCGUUUGGCCACCGUGUGGAACACAAGUUGGUGAUCGCGAUCGAGGAGGAGCACUCUUUUGUGGGAUGUUGACCUCGCAAGGACUGAUAUGCGACAGGAAGCUCCGUACGGGGCACACCGAGAUCGAGAGACGCGACAGACACGCGCGCGCCUCCCGCCCCCGCUCCUGCCGAUCUUGUUACGCGCAGGUCCGCAUCUCGCGCGGCGGCUCGUCGGGC